Hyposmocoma kahamanoa is the source of this 2209-nucleotide messenger RNA. RefSeq names its product glucose dehydrogenase [FAD, quinone]-like. NCBI's taxonomy places the organism in Eukaryota, Metazoa, Arthropoda, Insecta, Lepidoptera, Cosmopterigidae. The record is from RefSeq and is a predicted model, not a curated record. Bases 1 to 1884 code for a protein of 627 amino acids. The transcript is spliced from 5 exons. Gene Ontology annotation, molecular function: oxidoreductase activity, acting on CH-OH group of donors; flavin adenine dinucleotide binding.
AUGCAGAAAAUCUGGCAGCCGCUGAACUUGUCUGAAGUUUGCCCACCACACGCGCCGGUCUCAGCCUGCUCGCAUCUCGGAUACGUGUAUCUCAACUUGCUCGUGCAACUUUUCGCCGGGUCCAAGGACUUACGGAUCCAGAAACAGUUAGGCAUCUAUGACGAUGGGCCUCAUAGAGAAGAAGUAUACGACUUCAUAGUGGUCGGAGCGGGAACUGCGGGAUGCGUAGUCACCAAUCGACUGACUGAUGUCGAUCAUUGGAAGGUCUUGCUACUGGAAGCGGGGCCGGAAGAGCCGGAUGUAACAUUGGCUCCGGCGCUGACUAGGGCUUUGCGCGCGUCUAACAUUGACUGGAAUUAUUACACGGAACCUAAUGGAAAGAGUUGCUUGGCAUAUCCUGGGCACAGAUGUAGUUGGCCUAGAGGUAAAGUGAUGGGUGGAUCCAGUUCAAUUAAUUCUAUGGCAUACGUGAGAGGUAACAAAUUGGACUAUGACACCUGGGCGGCUAUGGGUAAUAAAGGAUGGAGUUAUAAAGAUGUUUUACCAUAUUUUAAGAAAUCCGAAUCCAAUAUGAACAUGGAGAGAUUGGAUCGCAAGUACCAUGGAGCUAAAGGUGAACAAGCCGUCUCUCGAUAUCCCUUUAUCGACCAACCUUCAAUAAUGCUGACGGAAGCUAACAACGAACGUGGUCUGCCCAUUUUGGAUUGGAAUGGAGCUCAGCAACAGGGCACAAUGCAAUCACAAUCAUUCUCUGAAGACGGCAAGAGAGUAUCAUCCAACACAGCUUUCAUACAGCCCAUUAGAUACAAACGGAGGAAUCUAACUGUAAGACCUAACUCCGAAGCAGUCAAAAUCCUUGUCGAUCAGCACAAGAGAGCCUACGGUGUUCAAUAUGUAAGAGAUGGAAAGUUACAUACAGCUUUAGCACAGAAAGACAUUGUUGUAAGCGCAGGAGCUAUUAACUCCCCCAAACUAUUAAUGCUUUCUGGUAUAGGACCCAAAGAACAUUUAGAAGAGUUACAUAUACCGGUUGUAGUCGAUCUUCACGUUGGGUACAAUCUUCACGAUCAUGUAACAUUUAACGGUAUAAUAAUUGCUUUGCCUAACAAAACUGCCACCACAGUAAGUAAUGAAGAAAUAUUGGAACAUGUUAAACGUUACCACGAUAUGGAACUGAAAAGUGGACCAAUAUCAGGCGACGGGCCUACCUGCUCUGUCUCUUUCCUCAAAAGUAACCCUGAAUUGCCAGCGCCUGAUAUACAAUAUCAGGCAGACCCCUGCUUGUUGGAGGAAGCUCUCCAAGACCUACCGUUGGCUGAGAGAACAUCAAUUUGGCCCUCAGCGUUCUACAACGCCAUACUACCAAGGACAAUGAACCUUGUGCCUAAAAGUCGAGGUCGGUUAACAUUAAAUUUAACUGAUCCAAACGCGGCUCCUAUUAUGCAACCUGAUUACUUCGGCAACCCUGAAGAUUUGAUACCUCUAAUCAUAGGAGUGCGGUUUUUGAUAAGUUUGGAAAACACUGAAGAGUUUAAAAAAAGAGGUGCCCAUUUUGUAAAGGUUCCUUUGCCACCUUGCCGGUAUCUGACUUGGGGUACUGACGAGUACACUGAGUGCUUAGCAAGAUCUUACACGUCAAGUCCAUACCAUCCUGUAGGAACUUGCAAAAUGGGCCCGGAGUGGGACGAAACAGCUGUCGUAGACCCUAGAUUGAGGGUGUACGGCAUAUCUGGUCUGAGAGUUAUAGAUGCUUCCAUAAUGCCUGUUGUACCUCGGGGGAAUACGAAUGCACCUGCUCUCAUGGUUGGAGAGAGAGGAGUGGAUCUUGUACUGGAGGAUUGGCUGCCUAACUAUGAACAUUUAAAAUAUAUACUAAAACUAUAAACAAUUGGUUUUGAUACUAAAAAGGAAAACGUGUUUAAAGAGAAUGUAAAGUCUUCGAUACCUACAUUGUAAAAUUGUAAUACGUCUGUAUCCGUAUGUAUCCGUCAAAUUUCUAGAAUAACAACGAUAGGCACUUAAAAUGUAUUUAGUUAGUUAACCAAGGAGCUAAAGUGGUGAAAUCUGGCCAAAUGGUCUGUUUACAGUAAUUUUGUAUUUAGUGUAAUUUGUGUUAAAUGAUUUAUGAAGAGCCUAAUGGCUAGGUAUAUUAUCUACCUACUAUCAAUAUAAAUUUUCAAGUUAUCGAACAUUAUUACAAUUUAUUGCA